Perca flavescens (yellow perch) is the source of this 442-nucleotide messenger RNA. RefSeq names its product rho GTPase-activating protein 27. The record is from RefSeq and is a predicted model, not a curated record. The transcript has 2 exons. The annotation marks the transcript as partial. Gene Ontology annotation, biological process: regulation of GTPase activity. Gene Ontology annotation, molecular function: protein binding. Gene Ontology annotation, cellular component: cytoplasm. Lineage: Eukaryota; Metazoa; Chordata; Actinopteri; Perciformes; Percidae.
CCGAUGAUGAUCAGCUGUGACCUUUGACCCCUCACCUGCAGACUCACCUGCCCUGUCCACCUGAGAGGGGGGGGCGGGGCCCGAGGAGCUGACGCCAUGGCAACCACCUCCUCCCUGCUUAGCAGAGGUCUGGGUCUGGUUCUGGUGGAGUUCCAGUAUGAGUACCAGGGCCGGGACGGCGCGCUGGUCUCCAUCAAACCCAACGAGCGCUACGUGCUGCUGGCCAAGAGCAACGACCACUGGUGGCAGGUGCAGAGCGACCACGACCGCGGCUCCAAGCCCUUCUACAUCCCCGCCAAGUACGUCAAGGAGCUGCCGCCGGACGUCCCCUCACCGCUGGACUUCCACCCACCCAGUCCCAGUCCCGACCCGGUGCUGCUUCCUGCAGCCGCGCCGGUGCCGGUCCCCGUUCCCGUUCCCGUUCCAAAGACUCUGGACCAAG